Closterium sp. Naga37s-1 is the source of this 9396-nucleotide messenger RNA. Lineage: Eukaryota; Viridiplantae; Streptophyta; Zygnematophyceae; Desmidiales; Closteriaceae. The record is from the annotation of a GenBank genome assembly.
AUGACCCGUCACACCCCAUCUUCCCCCUCACACCCCAUCUUUCCCCUCACACCCCAUCUUUCCCCUCACACCCCAUCUUUCCUCUCACACCCCAUUGCCAUGAACUCUUUGCUCCCACCUGCACUGCGUGCAGCUCCCUACUCCAUUCUAUCUCCUGCCACUCGUUUCUUUCCUUCAGCCUCUGCAUGGAAGGAAGAUACACAUGCUCCUUUCUUUCUCUUGCCAUGCUCCCCCCUCUUGCCAUGCUCCCCCCUCUUGCCAUGCUCCCCCCUCUUGCCAUGCUCCCCCCUCUUGCCAUGCUCCCCCCUCUUGCCAUGCUCCCCCUCUUGCCAUGCUCCCCCCUCUUGCCAUGCUCCCCCUCUUGCCAUGCUCCCCCCUCUUGCCAUGCUCCCCCCUCUUGCCAUGCUCCCCCCUCUUGCCAUGCUCCCCCCUCUUGCCAUGCUCCCCCCUCUUGCCAUGCUCCCCCCUCUUGCCAUGCUCCCCCCUCUUGCCAUGCUCCCCCCUCUUGCCAUGCUCCCCCUCUUGCCAUGCUCCCCCCUCUUGCCAUGCUCCCCCCUCUUGCCAUGCUCCCCCCUCUUGCCAUGCUCCCCCCUCUUGCCAUGCUCCCCCCUCUUGCCAUGCUCCCCCCUCUUGCCAUGCUCCCCCUCUUGCCAUGCUCCCCCUCUUGCCAUGCUCCCCCCUCUUGCCAUGCUCCCCCCUCUUGCCAUGCUCCCCCCUCUUGCCAUGCUCCCGCCCUCUUGCCAUGCUCCCCCCUCUUGCCAUGCUCCCCCUCUUGCCAUGCUCCCCCCUCUUGCCAUGCUCCCCCCUCUUGCCAUGCUCCCCCCUCUUGCAUGCUCCUGCAUGCCCCCUCUUGCCAUGCUCCCCCUCUUGCCAUGCUCCCCCCUCUUGCCAUGCUCCCCCCUCUUGCCAUGCUCCCCCCUCUUGCCAUGCUCCCCCCUCUUGCCAUGCUCCCCCCUCUUGCCAUGCUCCCCCCUCUUGCCAUGCUCCCCCCUCUUGCAUGCUCCCCCCUCUUGCCAUGCUCCCCCUCUUGCCAUGCUCCCCCUCUUGCCAUGCUCCCCCUCUUGCCAUGCUCCCCCCUCUUGCCAUGCUCCCCCCUCUUGCCAUGCUCCCCCCUCUUGCCAUGCUCCCCCCUCUUGCCAUGCUCCCCCCUCUUGCCAUGCUCCCCCCUCUUGCCAUGCUCCCCCCUCUUGCCAUGCUCCCCCUCUUGCCAUGCUCCCCCCUCUUGCCAUGCUCCCCCCUCUUGCCAUGCUCCCCCCUCUUGCCAUGCUCCCCCUCUUGCCAUGCUCCCCCCUCUUGCCAUGCUCCCCCCUCUUGCCAUGCUCCCCCCUCUUGCCAUGCUCCCCCUCUUGCCAUGCUCCCCCCUCUUGCCAUGCUCCCCCCUCUUGCCAUGCUCCCCCCUCUUGCCAUGCUCCCCCCCUCUUGCCAUGCUCCCCCCUCUUGCCAUGCUCCCCCUCUUGCCAUGCUCCCCCCUCUUGCCAUGCUCCCCCCUCUUGCCAUGCUCCCCCCUCUUGCCAUGCUCCCCCCUCUUGCCAUGCUCCCCCCUCUUGCCAUGCCUCCCCCCAUCUUGCCAUGCUCCCCCUCUUGCCAUGCUCCCCCUCUUGCCAUGCUCCCCCCUCUUGCCAUGCUCCCCCCUCUUGCCAUGCUCCCCCCUCUUGCCAUGCUCCCCCCUCUUGCCAUGCUCCCCCCUCUUGCCAUGCUCCCCCCUCUUGCCAUGCUCCCCCCUCUUGCCAUGCUCCCCCCUCUUGCCAUGCUCCCCCCUCUUGCCAUGCUCCCCCCUCUUGCCAUGCUCCCCCCUCUUGCCAUGCUCCCCCCUCUUGCCAUGCUCCCCCCUCUUGCCAUGCUCCCCCCUCUUGCCAUGCUCCCCCCUCUUGCCAUGCUCCCCCCUCUUGCCAUGCUCCCCCCUCUUGCCAUGCUCCCCCCUCUUGCCAUGCUCCCCCUCUUGCCAUGCUCCCCCCUCUUGCCAUGCUCCCCCCUCUUGCCAUGCUCCCCCCUCUUGCCAUGCUCCCCUUGCAUGCUCCCCCUCUUGCCAUGCUCCCCCCUCUUGCCAUGCUCUCCCCCCCUCUUGCCAUGCUCCCCCCCUCUUGCCAUGCUCCCCCCUCUUGCCAUGCUCCCCCCUCUUGCCAUGCUCCCCCCUCUUGCCAUGCUCCCCCCUCUUGCCAUGCUCCCCCCUCUUGCCAUGCUCCCCCCUCUUGCCAUGCUCCCCCCUCUUGCCAUGCUCCCCCCUCUUGCCAUGCUCCCCCCUCUUGCCAUGCUCCCCCCUCUUGCCAUGCUCCCCCCUCUUGCCAUGCUCCCCCCUCUUGCCAUGCUCCCCCUCUUGCCAUGCUCCCCCUCUUGCCAUGCUCCCCCCUCUUGCCAUGCUCCCCCCUCUUGCCAUGCUCCCCCUCUUGCAUGCUCCCCCCCUCUUGCCAUGCUCCCCCUCUUGCCAUGCUCCCCCCUCUUGCCAUGCUCCCCCCUCUUGCCAUGCUCCCCCCUCUUGCCAUGCUCCCCCCUCUUGCCAUGCUCCCCCCUCUUGCCAUGCUCCCCCCUCUUGCCAUGCUCCCCCUCUUGCCAUGCUCCCCCUCUUGCCAUGCUCCCCCUCUUGCCAUGCUCCCCCUCUUGCCAUGCUCCCCCCUCUUGCCAUGCUCCCCCCUCUUGCCAUGCUCCCCCUCUUGCCAUGCUCCCCCCUCUUGCCAUGCUCCCCCCUCUUGCCAUGCUCCCCCCUCAUUGCCAUGCUCCCCCCUCUUGCCAUGCUCCCCCCUCUUGCCCAUGCUCCCCCCCUCCUUGCCAUGCUCCCCCCUCUUGCCAUGCUCCCCCCUCUUGCCAUGCUCCCCCUCUUGCCAUGCUCCCCCCUCUUGCCAUGCUCCCCCCUCUUGCCAUGCUCCCCCCUCUUGCCAUGCUCCCCCCUCUUGCCAUGCUCCCCCCUCUUGCAUGCUCCCCCCUCUUGCCAUGCUCCCCCUCUUGCCAUGCUCCCCCCUCUUGCCAUGCUCCCCCUCUUGCAUGCUCCCCCCUCUUGCCAUGCUCCUCCCUCUUGCCAUGCUCCCCCUCUUGCCAUGCUCCCCCCCUCUUGCCAUGCUCCCCCCUCUUGCCAUGCUCCCCCUCUUGCCAUGCUCCCCCCUCUUGCCAUGCUCCCCCCUCUUGCCAUGCUCCCCCCCUCUUGCCAUGCUCCCCCCUCUUGCCAUGCUCCCCCUCCUUGCCAUGCUCCCCCCUCUUGCCAUGCUCCCCCUCUUGCCAUGGCCUCCCCCUCUUGCCAUGCUCCCCCCUCUUGCCAUGCUCCCCCCCCUCUUAGCAUGCUCCCACCCUCCUUGCCAUGCUCCCCCCUCUUGCCAUGCUCCCCCCUCUUGCCAUGCUCCCCCCCUCUUGCCAUGCUCCCGCCCUCUUGCCAUGCUCCCCCCUCUUGCCAUGCUCCCCCCUCUUGCCAUGCUCCCCCUCUUGCCAUGCUCCCCAUCUUGCCAUGCUCCCCCCUCUGCCAUGCUCCCCCCCUCUUGCCAUGCUCCCCCUCUUGCCAUGCUCCCCCCUCUUGCAUGCUCCCCCCUCUUGCCAUGCUCCCCCCUCUUGCCAUGCUCCCCCCUCUUGCCAUGCUCCCCCUCUUGCCAUGCUCCCCCUCUUGCCAUGCUCCCCCUCUUGCCGAUGCUCCCCCCUCUUGCCAUGCUCCCCCCCUCUUGCCAUGCUCCCCCUCUUGCCAUGCUCCCCCCUCUUGCCAUGCUCCCCCCUCUUGCCAUGCUCCCCCCCUUGCCACAUGCUCCCCCCCUCUUGCCAUGCUCCCCCCUCUUGCCAUGCUCCCCCCUCUUGCCAUGCUCCCCCUCUUGCCAUGCUCCCCCCUCUUGCCAUGCUCCCCCCUCUUGCCAUGCUCCCCCCUCUUGCCAUGCUCCCCCCUCUUGCCAUGCUCCCCCCUCUUGCCAUGCUCCCCCCUCUUGCCAUGCUCCCCCCUCUUGCCAUGCUCCCCCCUCUUGCCAUGCUCCCCCCUCUUGCCAUGCUCCCCCCUCUUGCCAUGCUCCCCCCUCUUGCCAUGCUCCCCCCUCUUGCCAUGCUCCCCCCUCUUGCCAUGCUCCCCCCUCUUGCCAUGCUCCCCCCUCUUGCCAUGCUCCCCCCUCUUGCCAUGCUCCCCCCUCUUGCCAUGCUCCCCCCUCUUGCCAUGCUCCCCCUCUUGCCAUGCUCCCCCCUCUUGCCAUGCUCCCCCCCUCUUGCCAUGCUCCCCCCUCUUGCCAUGCUCCCCCCUCUUGCCAUGCAGCCCCCUCUUGCCAUGCUCCCCCUCUUGCCAUGCUCCCCCCUCUUGCCAUGCUCCCCCCUCUUGCCAUGCUCCCCCCUCUUGCCAUGCUCCCCCCUCUUGCCAUGCUCCCCCCUCUUGCCAUGCUCCCCCCUCUUGCCAUGCUCCCCCCUCUUGCCAUGCUCCCCCCUCUUGCCAUGCUCCCCCCUCUUGCCAUGCUCCCCCCUCUUGCCAUGCUCCCCCCUCUUGCCAUGCUCCCCCUCUUGCCAUGCUCCCCCCUCUUGCCAUGCUCCCCCCUCUUGCCGAUGCUCCCCCUCUUGCCAUGGCUCCCCCCUCUUGCCAUGCUCCCCCCUCUUGCCAUGCUCCCCCCUCUUGCCAUGCUCCCCCCUCUUGCCAUGCUCCCCCCUCUUGCCAUGCUCCCCCUCUUGCCAUGCUCCCCCCUCUUGCCAUGCUCCCCCCUCUUGCCAUGCUCCCCCCUCUUGCCAUGCUCCCCCCUCUUGCCAUGCUCCCCCUCUUGCCAUGCUCCCCCCUCUUGCCAUGCUCCCCCCUCUUGCCAUGCUCCCCCUCUUGCCAUGCUCCCCCCUCUUGCCAUGCUCCCCCUCUUGCCAUGCUCCCCCCUCUUGCCAUGCUCCCCCCUCUUGCCAUGCUCCCCCCUCUUGCCAUGCUCCCCCCUCUUGCCAUGCUCCCCCCUCUUGCCAUGCUCCCCCCUCUUUGCCAUGCUCCCCCCUCAUUGCCAUGCUCCCCCUCUUGCCAUGCUCCCCCCUCUUGCCAUGCUCCCCCCUCUUGCCAUGCUCCCCCCUCUUGCCAUGCUCCCCCCUCUUGCCAUGCUCCCCCCUCUUGCCAUGCUCCCCCCUCUUGCCAUGCUCCCCCCUCUUUGCCAUGCUCCCCCCUCUUGCCAUGCUCCCCCCUCUUGCCAUGCUCCCCCCUCUUGCCAUGCUCCCCCCUCUUGCCAUGCUCCCCCCUCUUGCCAUGCUCCCCCCUCUUGCCAUGCUCCCCCCUCUUGCCAUGCUCCCCCCCUCUUGCCAUGCUCCCCCCUCUUGCCAUGCUCCCCCCUCUUGCCAUGCUCCCCCCUCUUGCCAUGCUCCCCCCCUUGCCAUGCUCCCCCCUCUUGCCAUGCUCCCCCCUCUUGCCAUGCUCCCCCCUCUUGCCAUGCUCCCCCCUCUUGCCAUGCUCCCCCCUCUUGCCAUGCUCCCCCCUCUUGCCAUGCUCCCCCCUCUUGCCAUGCUCCCCCCUCUUGCCAUGCUCCCCCCCAUCUCCUCUUGCCAUGCUCCCCCCUCUUGCCAUGCUCCCCCCUCUUGCCAUGCUCCCCCCUCUUGCCAUGCUCCCCCCUCUUGCCAUGCUCCCCCCUCUUGCCAUGCUCCCCCCUCUUGCCAUGCUCCCCCUCUUGCCAUGCUCCCCCCUCUUGCCAUGCUCCCCCCUCUUGCCAUGCUCCCCCCUCUUGCCAUGCUCCCCCCUCUUGCCAUGCUCCCCCCUCUUGCCAUGCUCCCCCCUCUUGCCAUGCUCCCCCCCUCUUGCCAUGCUCCCCCCUCUUGCCAUGCUCCCCCCUCUUGCCAUGCUCCCCCCUCUUGCCAUGCUCCCCCCUCUUGCCAUGCUCCCCCCUCUUGCCAUGCUCCCCCCUCUUGCCAUGCUCCCCCCUCUUGCCAUGCUCCCCCCUCUUGCCAUGCUCCCCCCUCUUGCCAUGCUCCCCCCUCUUGCCAUGCUCCCCCCUCUUGCCAUGCUCCCCCCUCUUGCCAUGCUCCCCCCUCUUGCCAUGCUCCCCCCUCUUGCCAUGCUCCCCCCUCUUGCCAUGCUCCCCCCUCUUGCCAUGCUCCCCCCUCUUGCCAUGCUCCCCCCUCUUGCCAUGCUCCCCCCUCUUGCCAUGCUCCCCCCUCUUGCCAUGCUCCCCCCUCUUGCCAUGCUCCCCCCUCUUGCCAUGCUCCCCCCUCUUGCCAUGCUCCCCCCUCUUGCCAUGCUCCCCCCUCUUGCCAUGCUCCCCCUCUUGCCAUGCUCCCCCCUCUUGCCAUGCUCCCCCCUCUUGCCAUGCUCCCCCCUCUUGCCAUGCUCCCCCCUCUUGCCAUGCUCCCCCCCUCUUGCCAUGCUCCCCCCUCUUGCCAUGCUCCCCCCUCUUGCCAUGCUCCCCCCUCUUGCCAUGCUCCCCCCUCUUGCCAUGCUCCCCCCUCUUGCCAUGCUCCCCCCUCUUGCCAUGCUCCCCCCUCUUGCCAUGCUCCCCCCUCUUGCCAUGCUCCCCCCUCUUGCCAUGCUCCCCCCUCUUGCCAUGCUCCCCCCUCUUGCCAUGCUCCCCCCUCUUGCCAUGCUCCCCCCUCUUGCCAUGCUCCCCCCUCUUGCCAUGCUCCCCCCUCUUGCCAUGCUCCCCCCUCUUGCCAUGCUCCCCCUCUUGCCAUGCUCCCCCCUCUUGCCAUGCUCCCACCUCUUGCCAUGCUCCCCCUCUUGCCAUGCUCCCCCCCUCUUGCCAUGCUCCCCCCUCUUGCCAUGCUCCCCCCCUCUUGCCAUGCUCCCCCCUCUUGCCAUGCUCCCCCUCUUGCCAGCUCCCCCCUCUUGCCAUGGCUCCCCCCCUCUUGCCAUGCUCCCCCCUCUUGCCAUGCUCCCCCCUCUUGCCAUGCUCCCCCCUCUUGCCAUGCUCCCCCCCUCUUGCCAUGCUCCCCCUCUUGCCUGCUCCCCCCUCUUGCCAUGCUCCCCCCUCUUGCCAUGCUCCCCCCUCUUGCCAUGCUCCCCCCUCGUUGCCAUGCUCCCCCCUCUUGCCAUGCUGCCCCCCUCUUGCCAGUGCUCCCCCUCCCCCCUCUUGCCAUGCUCCCCCCUCUUGCCAUGCUCCCCCCCCUCUUGCCAUGCUCCCCCCUCUUGCCAUGCUCCCCCCUCUUGCCAUGCUCCCCCCUCUUGCCAUGCUCCCCCCUCUUGCCAUGCUCCCCCCUCUUGCCAUGCUCCCCCCUCUUGCCAUGCUCCCCCCUCUUGCCAUGCUCCCCCCUCUUGCCAUGCUCCCCCCUCUUGCCAUGCUCCCCCCUCUUGCCAUGCUCCCCCCUCUUGCCAUGCUCCCCCCUCUUGCCAUGCUCCCCCCUCUUGCCAUGCUCCCCCCUCUUGCCAUGCUCCCCCCUCUUGCCAUGCUCCCCCCUCUUGCCAUGCUCCCCCCUCUUGCCAUGCUCCCCCCUCUUGCCAUGCUCCCCCCUCUUGCCAUGCUCCCCCCUCUUGCCAUGCUCCCCCCUCUUGCCAUGCUCCCCCCUCUUGCCAUGCUCCCCCCUCUUGCCAUGCUCCCCCCUCUUGCCAUGCUCCCCCCUCUUGCCAUGCUCCCCCCUCUUGCCAUGCUCCCCCCUCUUGCCAUGCUCCCCCCUCUUGCCAUGCUCCCCCCUCUUGCCAUGCUCCCCCCUCUUGCCAUGCUCCCCCUCUUGCCAUGCUCCCCCCUCUUGCCAUGCUCCCCCUCUUGCCAUGCUCCCCCCUCUUGCCAUGCUCCCCCCUCUUGCCAUGCUCCCCCCUCUUGCCAUGCUCCCCCCUCUUGCCAUGCUCCCCCUCUUGCCAUGCUCCCCCCUCUUGCCAUGCUCCCCCUCUUGCCAUGCUCCCCCUCUUGCAGGCUCCGCCCCUCUUGCCAUGCUCCCCCCUCUUGCCAUGCUCCCCCCUCUUGCCAUGCUCCCCCUCUUGCCAUGCUCCCGCCCUCUUGCCAUGCUCCCCCCUCCUUGCCAUGCUCCCCCCCUCUUGCCAUGCUCCCCCCUCUUGCCAUGCUCCCCCCUCUUGCCAUGUCUCCCCCUCUUGCCAUGCUCCCCCCUCUUGCCAUGCUCCCCCCUCUUGCCAUGCUCCCCCCUCUUGCCAUGCUCCCCCCUCUUGCCAUGCUCCCCCCUCUUGCCAUGCUCCCCCCUCUUGCCAUGCUCCCCCCUCUUGCCAUGCUCCCCCCUCUUGCCAUGCUCCCCCCUCUUGCCAUGCUCCCCCCUCUUGCCAUGCUCCCCCCUCUUGCCAUGCUCCCCCCUCUUGCCAUGCUCCCCCCUCUUGCCAUGCUCCCCCCUCUUGCCAUGCUCCCCCCUCUUGCCAUGCUCCCCCCUCUUGCCAUGCUCCCCCCUCUUGCCAUGCUCCCCCCUCUUGCCAUGCUCCCCCCUCUUGCCAUGCUCCCCCCUCUUGCCAUGCUCCCCCCUCUUGCCAUGCUCCCCCCUCUUGCCAUGCUCCCCCCUCUUGCCAUGCUCCCCCCUCUUGCCAUGCUCCCCCCUCUUGCCAUGCUCCCCCCUCUUGCCAUGCUCCCCCCUCUUGCCAUGCUCCCCCCUCUUGCCAUGCUCCCCCCUCUUGCCAUGCUCCCCCCUCUUGCCAUGCUCCCCCCUCUUGCCAUGCUCCCCCCUCUUGCCAUGCUCCCCCCUCUUGCCAUGCUCCCCCCUCUUGCCAUGCUCCCCCCUCUUGCCAUGCUCCCCCCUCCCCCCAUGCUCCCCCCUCUUGCCAUGCUCCCCCCUCUUGCCAUGCUCCCCCCUCUUGCCAUGCUCCCCCCUCUUGCCAUGCUCCCCCCUCUUGCCAUGCUCCCCCCUCUUGCCAUGCUCCCCCCUCUUGCCAUGCUCCCCCCUCUUGCCAUGCUCCCCCCUCUUGCCAUGCUCCCCCCUCUUGCCAUGCUCCCCCCUCUUGCCAUGCUCCCCCCUCUUGCCAUGCUCCCCCCUCUUGCCAUGCUCCCCCCUCUUGCCAUGCUCCCCCCUCUUGCCAUGCUCCCCCCUCUUGCCAUGCUCCCCCCUCUUGCCAUGCUCCCCCCUCUUGCCAUGCUCCCCCCUCUUGCCAUGCUCCCCCCUCUUGCCAUGCUCCCCCCUCUUGCCAUGCUCCCCCCUCUUGCCAUGCUCCCCCCUCUUGCCAUGCUCCCCCCUCUUGCCAUGCUCCCCCCUCUUGCCAUGCUCCCCCCUCUUGCCAUGCUCCCCCCUCUUGCCAUGCUCCCCCUCUUGCCAUGCUCCCCCCUCUUGCCAUGCUCCCCCCUCUUGCCAUGCUCCCCCCUCUUACCAUGCUCCCCCCUCUUGCCAUGCUCCCCCCUCUUACCAUGCUCCCCACUCUUGCCAUGCUCCCCCCUCUUGCCAUGCUCCCCCCUCUUACCAUGCUCCCCACUCUUGCCAUGCUCCCCCCUCUUACCAUGCUCCCCCCUCUUGCCAUGCUUCCUCCCCUCCUUUGUACUCCUCGCUCUUCAUUCAUUUCCACCUUGGCCAUCCUACCCCCUUCCCCACAACUUCCCUAUUUCUUGGCUGCUCCUUGCCUCUUUACUGCUCCUCCCCUCUUGA